GAAUCCUGCUCCCCAUCACCUGGAUGAGAGAAUUGCAUUUCAGGAUCCACUUCAUUUUCCUGAGCACUCGAGAUAAACUUGACAUUCAUUCAUAUCUGAAGCAGCACGUCUCAGCCUUAUCUUGAUUAGGGUAAGUUGUGGGCAUCCUGAUGCUCACCAACUUGUGUAGUUGUUACUUCCUUACAGUAAACCAGCAGAGGGUCCAGCCUGGGGUAGAAUGCAAAUUACACGUGGCUUAUCCACUUCUCACCUUCCCCGCAGAGCUGAGUUUGUGCACUUGGCAUGACAGCACUGACUGCUCCUCUUUUAGAGGGCAGAAGUGUGCCCUUCUCCUAUUAUGUCCUCCCAAAAUCAAACCCAGGCUUUGCUUGGGGUCCCGGAGUCUCCUGCUUUAAUGAGAGCAGGCAGCCCUAAGGCCUGGCAGCCUGCAGCUGCCCUGUGCAGCUUAUUGCUUUUGCAGCUUGCUGCAGAAAACUGGUUGUUGGUGGUAAUGGGUUGUACUGCUGUUCUCUGAUGUGACUUCAUGGUGGUUAUCUGCUGAUCUGAACUUUGUUGCUGGCUGCUUGUGUGGAGCCCACCCCAGCUGCUGCUGUUUGGAUGCACUGGUGUGCAAAGAUGCACUGAUGUAAGAAUUACUAAAUGGAACUUUAGUGUAGAUAAGGAACAUGACACACACACAGCAAACCCAUCCCAGAGCCAGAGACCAAAAUCUUUCCUUCCAGAGCCUCGAUCUGCCGACUAAACCCCAGCAGAUGUCCCUAGGAGCACCUCGCAGCUGUCCUGAGUCCGUUUGUGCCCCCUCGUCAUUUCUGUGCCCUUUGGAAAUGACCCCGCUGAGCAACGCGGCCAGCUGCGUACUGGGAACGGCGAGCCCGGAGGGCGCUUCCCGAAGCCCCACCUCGUGUCUCUGGCAUCAUCUGAGCAUUUGGAUUUGCGUGUGUUUCAUCUGCAAUCACGUUUUCCUGCUAAACUCACACCCUAGCACGCCAUAGGGAAAGUCAAAUCCCCAGAAACAAAACCCGCCCGUGUUGAGCGCUCAGCGGCAGCUGCGCGGUGCUGCCCGGCUCGGACCGCCCGUCCCCGCGGCGUCCAUCCAGCUGUGCGCACACGGCCAUCCCCGGGGCCGGGUUUUGCUGCGUGCUGCUGGAGGAGGAGCCGUGCCCGGCCCAGCGGGGCAGGCCGUCCCGCUUGGGCUCAGCUGGCCGUGCCCCCGGCCCGCGUAUUUCACCGCUGCAGGAAGUGAGCUCACGGCUCCGGAGGCAGGACGGGAGCCCGCGGGCGCACAGCCCGGCUGGACAGGAGAUCCGCGCGGCCAUGGGUCGGGGCACGCUGCUGUCUUGCCCGAGGCCAGCCUGCUAUUUGCUGCUGCUGCUGCUGGGGAACUACGGGGUACUGGGGAGCAGUGGGAAGCAGCGGGGGCCGCUGGAGGAGCGCCAGAGCGAUGUGACGGAGGCGGCACCGUGGGGCAGAGCGAGGUACGAGGCGGUGAAGAAGCAGCUGGGAGCCGUGGGAGCUCUCUCCAAGCAGUACUGGCAGUACCUGGCUUGCAAGGUGUGGCAGGAAGGCUGCGGGAAGGAGGAAAAGACCGGCCCAGGCUGGACCUUGCCUCUGGUGGGCCAGGAUUACCUGGAGAUCCUCUCUGCCUGGUACUGCAGUUUUGGCAAGUGCUGCAAGACAGGAGACUGCCGCAUCAUCAACAAUGUCACAGGGCUAGAACUGGACCUCCAUGAGCAUCUCCAUGGGCAGCACUUGGCCAAAGAAAUUGUUAUCCAGGCAGUGCGAGGGUUCUUGGAGAGCCCUCAGCCUCAGAAGGCUCUGGUCCUCUCCUUCCAUGGCUGGUCUGGCACAGGCAAAAACUUUGUGGCCCGCAUGGUGGCUGCUCACCUGUACCGGGAUGGGCUGAAGAGUGAAUGUGUCAGGGUGUUCAUUGCGCUCCUCCACUUCCCCCACCACAAGUACAUAGACUCCUACAAGCUUCAGCUGGAGAAGCAGAUAAGUGAGACUGUGCAGCUCUGCAAGCAGUCACUGUUCAUCUUUGAUGAGGCAGAGAAACUUCAUUUUGGUCUCCUGGAUGUCAUCAAGCCCUUCAUGGUUCACUCUGACAAGAGCCAGCAAGAUAACCGGAGAUCCAUCUUCCUCUUCCUCAGCAAUAUUGGUGGCAGUGCCAUCAAUGAGGUCGCCCUGGACUUCUGGCGAGCUGGACGGGCACGGGAGGAGAUCCCUGUGGAGCUCCUGGAGCAACAGCUGCAGCUGGAGAUGCUGCAGCUUGCAGAGAACGGUUAUGCCCGCAGCCAUCUUCUUGAAGAGAACCUCGUUGAUUUCUUUGUGCCAUUCCUGCCUCUGGAGUACCACCACGUGAAGCUCUGCGCACGGGAUGCGUUCCUGGCCCGUGGACUUCCCUACACAGAGGCAGCCCUUGAUGAGGUUGCCAGGAUGAUGGUGUUUGUCCCCAAAGAAGAGAAGCUUUUCUCUGCACAAGGUUGUAAAUCUGUAUCACAGCGCAUCAAUUACUUCCUUCCUUGAACACCAGGUGGGACUACAUCCCUGGUGAAACUGAUUCUGUACACCAGGAGCUGCUCUCCUUGCACGAGGUCAGGCAAGCAGAUCAUUCCUGCACAUGUGCAGGAACUGAACUCCAUUAUUACUUUGAGGGCUGCUCACAGGGAAGGCAGUGCACUCUGCCAAACCUUACAGUUGGGGUGCCUGCAGGCUGAGCUCGGCUGGGUUUUUAAGUCCACAUGGUGUUUCUCACUCCCUCCUUUUACCCUGAAGCAGUGAUUUGGUUGUGCUGACAGAUGCUUAGUUUCAUGUGAGUGGGGGUAUUGCCAGUUUGUUGCCACUUAGCGAAGGCCCAGGCCAGACUGAUCGAGACAAGCCAUGGCCUCAUCCCUGUCCACAGCUUCCUCAGUCACAUACAGAAAAUGACUGCUUCAUCUCCACUGGAGAUUUUAAACCUACAGCCUUUUGCUUUGGAGUGACCUUCUCUCUGCUCUCUUGGUCUUUGCUCCAUGGAAGCAGCUGUGGGAUGAGGUGAGCUCCUGCCGAAAUCACUUCUCUGAGCCAUUUGGUGAAGAGCGUGUUUGCUGCAUUGCAGGAACUGGUUUGGGGAGAGACAGACAUGGGCAAAGGGCAGCUGAGGAGGACAGUGGGUGAAAGAACAGGUUGCAGAUGAAUUCUGGGUUUCAGAGGUGGAAUAAGAUAGUUUUUCCCCCCAGUAUGUUGUAUGCUGUGGGGUUUUGGCUGGUAUCAGCAUUACUACACCAAGGGGCUGUUUGCUGUCUGGAUACUUGCCAGGUGAUAAGAAUGGACCAAAAUACUUCAACAGUGAUACAAGAAUCGCUUUGUGACCUCGAGGUCAAAACUCCCUUCCAACACAGCUGCUGCACGGUGAGGUGAAUCAGCAGCUGCCAAGGACAGCUCAGCUACCUCAUGUGCGGACCUUUGAUCUAUUUUAAGCUUGGAACUUCUCAGCAGUGGCAGUGAUGAGCAGCACAACUCCAUGGACAGGCUGAGCACUGCUCUGCAGCCUCUGAGGUUGCCGAUCUAAUCUAAUGAGGCUGUGUGGUCCGAGGCAGGGAGGUGAGCCAGCUGCUCAUCUUGCUUCUCUCUGUACAAAGUUAGUUUAAGCUUGGCUGCUGACUUGAGGCUGGACCUAAGUGCUAUGCCUACUUUAAUCAGGCACUGCUCAGAGCUGGUUUAUGGAUUGUCAUUUCAUCACGCACAUCAGUCCUGGAAACAGCAGAUGGGUGCCUGAAGGAAAGCAGCUCUUCAGUGAAGAUGCAACCCUGUAGAACAGCACAGUUCAGGCUCUGCUUUACAACCAGCUGAUCUGCUUGGUCACUUGUGUAAGCCAGCGUGAGGUCAGUAAGGUUUUGGUUUUUUGAGUGAGGUUUUGAGGCUUUGGGUUAGUACAGUGCAGGUUAAAAAAAAUAACCUGCUUCUUAAAAAAAUCAAUGUCUAGGCAAGGUUUUUUUGCCAAUAAAAUAUUGCAACCUUUAUUUAAAACAAAAUGCAAAUUGGCAAAACUUUGUGGAACAACAGGCAAAGAGGCCCUUCCAAGGGCCUUAUUUACAUCAAGUUUAACACUGUUCGCAGUUCACAGUCAGACGAUAGUGAGAGAAUUAAAUUAGAAAAACAACCAAAAUAUAUUACAAUAACAAUUAAAAACAAAACAGUUGACAACACUGUAGAGUGAUUGGUGAUUAAUGUGUUUGAUUUAAUCCAUUCCUGCCCUCUGUGAGUUCAGUACUGAUGCCUGCAGCAUGCCAUGCUGAGCAGGCUCUACACCCUCGUGCACAGCAGCCAUGCUGGGAAGAUGACCUCCUUUGGUACAGGUAUAUCUCAUCUUGCAGGUACUGCAGAUACGUCCCAGAAGCUGUCACUUCCUACUACCAGGGAAUAGGCUGAGGGUUUGUUCUACACUCCAGGCCUGAGAGUACCCCAGUGCCCACGGCCUAUUUACACCAGCUGCUCCCUGCUGACACCGGGCCAGUGGUGCUCGGGAGGAGCCUCUUCUGUGAGGAUAAGGAACAGAGAGAACAGCCCUGUGUUCUGCAUCAGGAGUGCUGCUCUGUUUAGCUCUGCUCUCCCAGCUGCAAAGUUUGAUGCAGUCCUAAGACCAAAGCUCUUAAUUCAGUCCUGCCAGCACUGAUGAGAAGUACAGCCAGUUGUGUGCUGCCACCCAGCCAGCCAAGUGCACUGCGCCCAGGGUUAAGAAGGGCACACAGUGCAGAAAGCUGCACCUGCAGGUUGGCUGCUCCCCUGGGAGCUAGGGAGAGAAAUUCCCCACACUGCCUUGCUCGGAGCUUGCCCUUACCAGGCCCCUAUGGUCUGCCACAACCUGCUGCAAGAUGACUGCCUUCAAUUCUAGACCACAGUAGUGCAAGUUAGAGAGCCCAGCUGCAUCUGCAUCUUUACCACGAGGCCUUCUCACAGCAGUGAAGAAAGGAAACACAAGAGGAGGUUGUCAUAUCCACAAAGGCUGGAUCAAGAGAUGCUCUUCACUGGAAGAAGUAAUGGGGCUUUGCCAUCCAUACAGUACUUGACACAGACUGUGUGCAAAACUGAAAGCAGAGAAGCUGCUACGGUUGAGACCUUUAAGGCUGAACAGAAAGGCAAAUCUAGCAGAGGGAAAGGACCUAUAACAGUGAUGGGAGAGAAGCUGCCCCAACUGUUUGUGAUCCUGUGAGAGCAGGUGAAUUCUGCGUCUUCUAACUGCCCACAGCUGUGUCCCUGCCAACUACCUCUGUGUGGGAGGAGAAAACAGGCAACACUCAAAGAAAGCAAACGUGGGGAGGGUAGCUUUGCUGGGGCAGUUUGUUUCUUAAGCAGGGUGUGAAAGAGUUGAAAGGGGUCUGUUCUAAUAAUUAAAAAUUCUGGGAAUUGUUUGCUAUUCUAUCACUUUUGCAGGAGCUUUUUUGGAAGACCUACAUUCAGGAAAAAAUAAAUUUUAAAAAGCUUCUUUUAAAAUACUCAGCAGAACUGGAAUAACACUUUUAAAACGUUCUGGUUAAAAUACCUUUCCCCUGAGAAUAACCACUUCAGUUCCAGUUGGCUUUUACUGGGCUGAAAAGCAGUACAGUGAUGAAACCACACGAUUGUCUGCAGGGCAAACAGGACCAGUCUUUCUGACACCAAGAAAGCUCUCAUACCUUUCCACUCCUCCUGAUUGUUAAGAAGGCAACAUGAAGCAAUGCCUUAAGAUUUUUUUCCCUUUACGGGUCUGCUUUCUAAAGGCAGCUAAUUUGGUGUGCAGUGAUGCACAUGUUCAAUAAAGAUGACUGAAGCAGAUAAGGUAAACCACAAAAGCCCUCGGUAAAGUCUACAAGAUAGCUGUUAGGUGCUCUGCCUCCCUGCUGAAUAACUGCCCCAGGGACCUGCAGCUGAAGUGCAAGACCCAGAGGAGAUCCAGGACAAGCUGGAAAUCUUACUGCAGAAUGAGACAGCAGGCUCUUCCAGGUGGGCUUGGUGCCAUGAGGUAAGGAUGACUAACCCACAAAGGGAUCAGCUUGCCGUCUUGUAGGAACAAUUAAUUUACCUUAAUAUCUAUUGACUGGGGUGGAAGGAUUGUUUGUUUUUUUUUUUCAUUAUUUCACUCACUUUGACAGUGAAGCACACGUGGUCCAUUUCACCUCGCAUACUGCUCCACUGGUGCACAUUCAUGCAGCGUGACACACAACUUUAUCUACUACAGACUAGUAAAUAAUAUGAGGAUUCUCAGACACGGGCACAUUACUAAGAAUGGUUCAGGCCACAUCUCACCGUGCUCCAUGGAAACAACAGUGGCUUGUGCCAAGAGGUCCAGCCUGCUUCUGAGCACCAACAGGGCAAUGCUUGUAGGCAGACAAGGAAUGCCUGAGUGCCAACCAUCUGAAUUCACACUUGUGCUCCAGCUCAACUCUAAAUGCUCAACCUAAAAGCAGCACAGUCACGCUUUAAAAACAAGUUAAAAAAGAAAAAAAAAAAAAAAAAAAAA
Molecule: messenger RNA, 6475 nt
Organism: Phasianus colchicus (ring-necked pheasant)
Lineage: Eukaryota; Metazoa; Chordata; Aves; Galliformes; Phasianidae
Gene: TOR3A
Product: torsin family 3 member A
Cellular component (GO): endoplasmic reticulum lumen; nuclear envelope
Molecular function (GO): ATP binding; ATP hydrolysis activity
Source: RefSeq, a predicted model, not a curated record